Pangasianodon hypophthalmus (striped catfish) is the source of this 2540-nucleotide messenger RNA. RefSeq names its product NADPH oxidase 4. Gene Ontology annotation, biological process: defense response; superoxide anion generation. Bases 172 to 1860 code for a protein of 562 amino acids. The record is from RefSeq and is a predicted model, not a curated record. Gene Ontology annotation, cellular component: plasma membrane; NADPH oxidase complex. NCBI's taxonomy places the organism in Eukaryota, Metazoa, Chordata, Actinopteri, Siluriformes, Pangasiidae. The transcript has 18 exons. Gene Ontology annotation, molecular function: superoxide-generating NAD(P)H oxidase activity.
UAGCGGUGGGAGAAAAUCGCUCGCGACGAGUCCGAGAACAACCGGCCGGCGAGAGAGAGAGAGAGAGAGAGAGAGAGAGAGAGAGAGAGAGAGAGAGAGAGAAACAGAAACAGAAACAGAGCGCGAGCCGGUUCGGAACACAGACACACCGGGAGCUCGCGCACUGUGGACAUGGGUCUGUCUCUGAAGAGCUGGGUGACAAACGAGGGAGGAAAACACUGCGUGCUGGUGGUAUGGGUAGGUGUGAGUGUGUGGCUCUUCUGGAGGACCUUCAUGCUGUACUGCAGUGGAGCGCAGUAUUACUACUUACACAACAUGCUGGGGUUAGGACUGUGUGUGAGCCGAGCAUCAGCAUCUGUCCUGAACCUGAACUGCAGCCUCGUCCUGCUGCCAAUGUGCAGAUCCAUCCUCACCAUCCUGAGGGGACAGACACGGGUGAAGAGUAGAAAAAUGCGCAGGUUGUUGGAUAAAAGUAAAACCUUCCACGUGGCGUGUGGCGUCGCUAUUUGCGUCUUCUCAGUGGUUCACGUGAGCGCUCACCUGGUGAAUGCCGUCAGCUUCUCUGUUCGAUUCUCAGAUGAGUUUCCUGACCUCAAUGUAGCACAUUACCGGGGCCAGGAUCCCCGUGUCGUCAUUCUGACCACAGUUCCUGGGAUUACAGGUGUCCUAUUGGUGCUCAUUUUAUUCCUGAUGUUUACAGCGUCCUCGCACAGUAUACGAGUGUGCAACUAUGAGAUCUUCUGGUACACUCACAACCUUUUUAUCCUCUUCUACAUCAUAAUGAUGCUGCAUGUGCUGGGAGGGACUUUGAAGUACCAGACGAACGUGGAAGCCCACCCCCCAGGCUGCGUCUUAGCCAAUCAGACGUGUCCAACCAAUUCAACGCCAAAAGAAGAAAAGAGGGCGGAGUCAGCCAGAGGCUCACCUACAGUGUGUAAUGAAGAGGCCAAGUUUCAAGCUCACUUUCCCCAGACGUGGUUGUGGGUCUCGGCUCCUCUCUGUCUGUACUGUGCAGAGAGAGUGUAUCGCUAUGUGAGGGGCAGCGCUCCUGUUACCGUGGUAUCUGUCACCAGGCACCCCUGUGAUGUCAUCGAGGUGCGCAUGCUGAAGAGUGGCUUUAAGCCCCGCCCAGGACAGUACAUUUUGCUGAACUGCCCAAGUGUAUCAUCAUUUGAAAACCACGCAUUCACUCUGACUGCGUGUCCAACCCAGAACAAAGACACAUUUGGGAUUCAUAUUCGAGUGCUUGGGGACUGGACGAAAAGUUUUUCGCAGCUGUUGCUUCCUGAGUCAGAACACUCCGAGAUCCUUCCCAUGAUGCAUCAGCAGAGAUACCCCAAGCUGUAUGUGGAUGGUCCGUUCGGCAGUCCAUCUGAAGAGGUGUUUCAUUAUGAAGUGAGUGUGUGUGUGGCUGGAGGGAUUGGUGUUACACCCUUCGCCUGCGUUCUACACACUCUGCUUGAUGACUGGCGUCACUAUAAGCUGCAGAGACUCUACUUUGUGUGGGUGUGUCGAGAGUUGCAGUGUUUCUACUGGUUCGCUGAACUGCUGUGUAGUUUAUAUCACAAGUUGUGGGAGGAGAAUCGUCCUGAUUUCCUGAAUAUUCGUCUCUAUCUCACUAGUACGCACAAGCUGCAGAACCUCACAGAGGAAAAGUACCGCCCCCUGAGUUCCAGGCUUUUGAUUGGUCGACCCAGGUGGAAGCUUCUUUUUCAGGAGAUAGGGAAAGCCAAUCAGCAUAAGAAAGUGGGCGUGUUCUGCUGUGGCCCUAAAAGUGUCUCCAGAGAGUUACACAAACUUUGUAACACAUUCUCGUCUUCGGCAACCAUCUUCGAAUACAACAAGGAGUCCUUCAGCUAACACACACUGAAUGAAAUUUAAAAUAUCAACCUCAUGAAAGAAAAAGUCACAAAUGAAAAAGGAAGCAAGAAGAAAAACUGAGCGAGACACAGGAUUUUUCAGGAAGUUUAAAAAGGAAGAAUAAUUUACAAACAAAGGGAUUUUUUCUCCCUUUUUUAUUAUGAUUUUUAUUGUUAAUGUUUAUAUAUUUAAAUGUUGAUUUGAGUGUAUAUGAAAAAAACUCUGUUUUGUUACCGUUUUUUAUACCUCCAUUGUGAAUUGUGAUUAUUUAAGAGUAUUAUUUUUUGUGUUUAUUCUUCAGUAUUCUUUUUUAGGGUUACAUCAGCAGCAGUAUUUAACUCUUUGGGAAAAUUAUUUUAGAAAGAUGAACAACUAAAAACAAACAAAAAAUUCCAUGUGUCGCGGAAUUACACUAAUUACAAAUUUUUGACUUCUGAUAUGUUGAACUUGCAAUCCUCAGUUGAUUUUCUGACUUUCAGACGUGAGAAUGUUUUUAAUAGAUUUUGCUACACGUUUUUUUUAAAUCAAAUAAAAGAUUAAAGAUUUUUAAAAGAGUAAAAGAAAUAUUGUAUGAUAUCCUGUUGAUCUUGCAUAAUGAAUAUUGUAAUAAUGUUGUAUUUUAUGGUUAUUUACCACAUUUGAGUGUGUGUGUGUGUGUGUGUGUGUGUGUUUACAGAGUU